Morone saxatilis (striped sea-bass) is the source of this 3862-nucleotide messenger RNA. RefSeq names its product integrin beta 3a (gene itgb3a). Gene Ontology annotation, cellular component: cell surface; integrin complex; focal adhesion. The record is from RefSeq and is a predicted model, not a curated record. NCBI's taxonomy places the organism in Eukaryota, Metazoa, Chordata, Actinopteri, Moronidae. Bases 185 to 2578 code for a protein of 797 amino acids. Gene Ontology annotation, biological process: cell migration; integrin-mediated signaling pathway; cell adhesion mediated by integrin. Gene Ontology annotation, molecular function: integrin binding; fibrinogen binding; fibronectin binding. The transcript is spliced from 15 exons.
AGUGUCAACCUGCUAGAACCUGCAAUCUGCUCCCCGAUAUAUUACACAAUUAACUGGAUGAAGGGUUUGCUGUGUGAGGCUGGGCUGUAGGCUAUAUGACCCAACAUGCGUUUACUCAAGUCAAGAAUGAGGAAAGGCGUUCAAGUGUCGAAGUGAAGAGGUCCAAAGGGAACUCAGACGACUCAUGUCAAGUCGACUCCGUUACUCUCCAGCCAUGGGAACUUUUUUAAACGGUCUGGUGAUACUGUUUCUCUUUUUGUCAUCGGCAUCAAACGUUUUCGGUUCCAACAUCUGCACAUCGAGAGGAGUCACUACUUGUCAACAGUGCUUGGCGGUUCACCCUAGCUGCGCGUGGUGCUCUCAGGAGGAGUUUGGAAAGGGGGGGUCCGGUGCGUUCCGCUGUGACCUGAAGGAGAAUCUGCUAAAUGUAGGAUGCAGUAAUUCAGCUUUGGAGUUUCCCUCCAGCACCCUGACUAUUCAGGAGGACACACCCCUCAGUGACAAGGCCUCUGGGACUGCAGACGAUGUCACUCAGAUAAAGCCUCAGAAACUCCAUAUUGUACUCAGACCAGGUGAUGCUAAGCGAUUCACUGUGUCAGUGAAACAGGUGGAGGAUUACCCAGUGGACCUUUACUAUCUGAUGGAUCUUUCCUAUUCAAUGAAGGAUGACUUGGUUCGCCUUCGCACCUUGGGCAAUGAGCUUGCCGUGACCAUGGGCCGCACCACAAGCAACCUACGCAUGGGGUUUGGAGCCUUUGUGGACAAGACCACGUCCCCUUAUAUGUAUACCUAUCCUCCAGAGGCAGUGGAAAACCCUUGCUAUGGAAUUGGAGAUCAAUGCCAGGCUCAGUUCGGGUUCAAGCAUGUGCUGUCGCUGACGGAGAAGGUAGCUCGUUUCACUGAGGAGGUGGAGAAACAGCAGGUGUCUAGAAAUAGAGAUGCUCCAGAGGGUGGAUUUGAUGCUGUCAUGCAGGCUGUGGUUUGCAAGGAGAAGAUUGGCUGGCGUGCGGAUGCCUCCCACCUUUUGGUAUUCACCACUGAUGCCAAAUCUCACAUCGCUCUGGAUGGACGUAUAGCUGGAAUUGUCCUGCCCAAUGAUGGAGAGUGUCACCUUGAUAAUGAAAACAUUUACAACAAAGCUACUGUGCUGGAUUAUCCCUCCUUGGCGCUCAUGACAGAUAAAAUGUCUGAAAACAACAUAAAUUUAAUUUUUGCCGUCACCAACUAUGUGGUGCCGCUCUACAAGAAUUACAGUCAGCUCAUUCCAGGCACAACUGUAGGAAUGCUGUCCGAUGAUUCUGGGAAUGUUAUUCAGCUCAUUGAGGAGGCUUAUGCGAAAAUUCGCUCUAAAGUGGAGCUGGAGCUACUGGGAGUCCCAGAAGAGUUGAAUCUCUCUUUCAAUGCCACCUGCCUAAAAGGAGAGGUCAUCCCUGGACUUAAGUCUUGCUCUGGCCUCAAGAUUGGAGACACAGUGUCAUUCAGCGUGGAGGCUCAGUUGCGUGGCUGCCCCAAAGAGAAACACAGCACUUUUACCAUCAAACCUCGAGGCUUCAAGGAUUCACUGGAGGUCACGGUGGAUUUUGCCUGUGGCUGCAACUGUGAGGCAAAAGCUGAGGCCAACAGCUCCCUCUGUAGCAAGGGCAAUGGGACCUACGAGUGUGGCGUGUGUACGUGUCACCAGGGUCGUCUUGGCCCACGAUGUGAGUGUUCAGUGGAGGACUAUAGUCCAUCUGAUGAUGUCAACUGCAUCCCGAAGCCAGGGAGCCCAGUCUGCAGCGGGAGAGGCGACUGUUUGUGUGGACAGUGCUCCUGCCAUGCAAAUGAGUUUGGUCAGGUGUGGGGCAAAUACUGCGAAUGUGACGACUUCAACUGCUUGCGUUUCAAAGGAGCACUGUGUUCCGAUCAUGGGAAGUGUAACUGUGGGUUCUGCCAGUGUGAUGCUGGCUGGGAAGGAGAAAACUGUAACUGCACCACACGCAAAGACACCUGCACAUCCAGCAUCGGCCUGCUGUGCACUGGCCGUGGUAAAUGCGAGUGUGGGGUUUGUCAAUGCACUCAACCUGGUGCCUAUGGUGCAACCUGUGAGAAAUGCCCCACCUGUCCCGAUUCCUGUACUAUAAAACAGCAUUGCGUUGAGUGUCAGCACUUCAAGAGAGGACAGUACACAGAAGACAAUAGCUGCAGUAGAAUCUGCAAAGAUGAAAUUCAAUUAGUGGAUAAACUGGUUUUCCAUAAUAGAAAUGCAGUGAAUUGCUCAUACAAAGAUGUGAAUGACUGUGUGGAGCACUUCCAGUAUUACGAGGAUGAAAGCGGCAAAUCCAUUCUGUUUGUGGUAAAAGAGCCAGAGUGUCCUCAGGGUCCAGACAUCUUGGUGGUGCUCUUGGCAGUGGCCGGAGCCAUCUUGCUAUUGGGCCUUGUUGGCCUGCUCAUCUGGAAGCUGCUGGUCACCAUUCACGACCGCAGAGAGUUUGCCAAGUUUGAGGAGGAGAGAGCCAAAGCCAAAUGGGAUACGGCUAACAAUCCUUUGUAUAAAGGAGCUACGUCCACCUUCACCAAUGUAGCGUACCGAGGCAACUAACAACUAAAUCCAGUGAGAAAAACUCAGGGGUCAACGACAGAGAUGGAAUGUAGUAGCACAGAAAUGGAUUAGAAGAUCCUUUACACUGUCAUAUGACCGACUACUGUAGCUGAAAAGACCACAUGAUGUAAUAAUACUGUAUAUAGCUGUCAAUUUACAGUAAGGGAAACUGCUUCUGAAAAUCUGUCACUUUUGUGUUCUUUUUAGUAGGCUCGUCAACCAUUAUGAUGUUUGUUCUAUAAGUUUAGUUUUGUUCACAUUUUAAAAUAGAAAAAUUGACAUUUUUACUUCCUCUUCAGUGUCCACCAUGCUUGAUGUAUUAUCUAAAGCCUUGUUUUUAGAAAAUAGGGUUAUGUUCAUCAAAGUCAUUUGCUUUUGUGCAGCUGCAGGCUACUUUAAAGUUUAUUUUUUACUAAAAUGAAAAGAGCAGUUUCUAACAGCAAAAUGUCAGUGUACAUAAAGUAUGUACCAUAGAAUUUGAAUAUAUUAUUAAAACAUUUUUCAUGUAUAUGACAUGAUCAAUUCCCUCUUGAUAAUAUAAACAUGUUUGUCGUAAUGAUUUUGACAUUAAUGCAGCACUCUGUGUGGUUACAAUUAACUAUAAAAAGGAGUAAAAAAAACUUAUGUGAAAACAAUAUAGACCAUGAACAUCACUGUAAACUGUUACGUACGUGUUUCUUUCUGACUGCAUCAUCACCUGUUUUUGUGUUUGUUGGGCUUUUUUAUUGUUCAUUUUAUUUGUAAAAUUGUAUGAACAAAUUGUGUUCUAUCUUGCCAAUUGUGUGAUAUAUUUCAAUUUUCCACUGACCCGGACUGUGUUAAACUGAAAUGCAAUAUUCCUCAUUUGUGUAUAUGAGCAGAUUGUAUUGUACAUCAAAUCAUAGGCUUCUAGCCAUAAUGACAUGUAGUCGGUAAUAACAAACAAACCUCCUCUUGCUCAUUUUUAACCACUAUAUGAAAGAAAAGAGUGCAAUGUGAAGUGUUUUUUGGUUGUACAGCUCUGAUCGUCCCUCAGGGCACAGCCUGCUCAUUGCAUAGAUACCUGGUUUCCGGUUUUCUCUGGUUGUUUUGCAGUUUCUAAAUAUACCUGUGGUCUUUCUCUCAUAGUUCACAGAGGAAAUACAUACAUAUACAUUAUACUUGACUUGAAAGUUAUUUGAGAUUCAUAUUUCAGAUCUGUAGCAAUGUUAACAUUUCUGAAAUAGAAUAAUGUAUUUCACUUUUUGUUUUCACUCUGUGUGACGGUUGGCUUUACAUUUUUUUAAACAUAAUAAAUGUCAUUAA